Molecule: messenger RNA, 1878 nt
Organism: Daldinia loculata
Lineage: Eukaryota; Fungi; Ascomycota; Sordariomycetes; Xylariales; Hypoxylaceae
Exons: 2
Coding region: 137-1798 (553 amino acids)
Source: RefSeq, a predicted model, not a curated record
AGGCUUUGGUAAAUGUUCUCCCAAAAGUUCUAUUUCUGUUAAAAGAUCCCUGCCCGUGGGGCUUUUACAAUCCGUCAUAUUCUCCUUCGGCUUAUGCCACUCCGUCAAUUCGGUUCAUCUUAUCUCUUUAGCAAAGAUGGAAAAAGGAUCAAAGAAGUCGAUCCAAAAAAGGCGGUCGGCUAUCGACUUAAAUUUGAUUCCAGACGCAAAAUUCGACUAUGGAGGCGACAUGGAAAUGACGAACCUUGAAUAUGAAGAGAAUCAGGAGAAUGGACCGACCGAUGACGAGAUACGAGAAGAGGUUGCAAGAUACCCUCCCAAAAAAAUCGUCAGGAAUACAAGCAAUACCAGAUAUUACAGAAGGACCAAGUUUGGUGUCAGGUCAUUGAAAUUGAUUGAAGACAAAAACGAUACAUUCGAGUAUUGGUAUGCUGUUCUCACCGCGUGCAAGCCGAGAAGGCCCGAGUGCCUAAAGGAAACGGUCCGCUAUCUCGUGAAAAAAGUGAAACCCGACCAGCAACCCUCGGUGACCAUGCUCUACAGCGAAGUGAGAACUACUCUCUUGAAAAUACACGAAUAUCGCGAAAGUUCCAACUUUGAGUUUGAUGCCAGCACCUGGCCGAACAUCACUCUCCCAAAAUUCAGUCAGCUAGAAGCUCUUCGUAUAUACGGGGAUGGGAUACUCGGAUUUGGGACUUUGCCAAAUCAAAUCCAGCAUCUUCUCAAAUGCACCGGGCUUGUUUGGUUAGUCCUAGACAUCGCAUCUCGAAACCUUCCGCCUUUUUGGGAGGAUUAUGAAGAGGCUUUGAUGAAGCACCUGAUAGGCGCCAGUGAGCUUUCGGGUACAAAAGUGGUGGGCGAAAAAAUUUCGGCCGGAUUUGAAAUGCUGGUUAAGGCUAUCAACACCCAAACGACAUCACAAGAAAAGGCUAUUAAGCAAGUUUCGGUUGGCUUUACGACGUUGGCCGAUGCUAUUAACACCCAAACAAAAGCGAUAAAAACCCAAACGGAAGUAAUGGAACGUUUUCUUUCCCGGUCGGACCUUGCUAGAUCCGGUCGCAUGAUUCAGACAUCAUCAGAUGCAAAGCGUGACGAUAAUGAUGACGAGCUGAAUGAUGCUGAGGUACAAAUAGAAGACACUGGGUGUGAACGAGAUGGGGCUAAUGAUCCGAGUGGGAGGCCGAUAAAUGGUACAAAUGAUGAUGAUGGUGGCUGGGAAACUAAUAAUGGCAGUGAUAACGAUGAAGAUGAUGCCACAAGAACCCAGGAUCAAUUAACUUCUAAAAGAACGCAUUCUGCUACAUCAACUGGAAGAAUCGUUAGAGGGAAUGAUGAUGAGGUUGAUGUUGAUGAUGAAGAUGAAGAUGAUGCCAUAGGAACCCAGGAUCGAUCAGGUUCUAAAAGAAAGCAUUCUGCUACAUCAACUGGAAGAAUCGUUAGAGGGAAUGAUGAUGAUGAUGAUGUUGAUGAUGAUGAUGAUGUUGAUGAUGAAGAUGAAGAUGAUGCCAUAGGAACCCAGGAUCGAUCAGGUUCUAAAAGAACGCAUUCUACUACAUCAACUGGAAGGAUCGUUAGAGGGAAUGAUGAUGAUGAUGUUGAUGAUGCCAUAAAAACCCAGGGUCGAUCAGGUUUUAAAAGAACGCAUUCUACUACAUCAACUGGAAGAAUCGUUAGAGGGAAUGAUGAUGAUGAUGUUGAUGAUGCCAUAAAAACCCAGGGUCGAUCAGGUUCUAAAAGAACGCAUUCUGCUGUAUCAGAUGGAAGAAACAUCAAAGGAGGAAAGAAGAAAAAGUCCUAGUAAGGAGGAAAAGGUAAAACCAUAGCUUUAAGCAAGGUUUAGUGAUAUUCAACGAUUGAAUUUAAUUCCAUAAUUUGAAA